UAUUUAUCUUAAACUGAAAUCCAAAACGCAACCCAUUAACACAGUACAUCUUCUCAAAUAUCCACGAUGGAAUCCAUGGCUUUUCUCUCAAACCCAGUUUUUUUCGCAGCGUUGACUUUAAUUCUAUCCCUUUUGACCGUCCAAAUCUUGGCCAAAAUACUGAACAAAAGCAAGCCACAACGGAAGUACCCACCCAUUGGCGGUACUAUGUUUCAUCAGCUCCUCAACUUCAAGAGAUUGCACCAUUAUAUGACUGAACUUGCUGAGAAGCACAAGACUUACAGGAUUAUCAGCCCCUUUAGGAAUGAGAUCUACACUUCUGAUCCUGUCAACGUUGAGUACAUACUCAAAACCAACUUUGAGAAUUAUGGCAAGGGUUCAUACAACUGCGACAUUCUGAGGGAUCUUCUAGGUGAUGGGAUUUUCGCGGUAGACGGCGAGAAGUGGCGCCAACAGAGGAAAAUUUCCAGCCAUGAAUUCUCCACAAAGGUGUUGAGGGACUUCAGUACUGUGAUCUUCAGAAAAAAUGCAGCAAAAGUGGCUGACAUAUUGUCCGAAAUCGCGAAAACCAACAAGACAAUCGAUAUCCAAGAUCUGUUCAUGAAAGCGACCCUGGACUCGAUAUUCCAAGUUGCAUUUGGAGUUGAAUUGGACAGCAUGUGUGGAUCAAGUGAAGAAGGGAAAAGUUUCAGCAACGCUUUCGACGAUGCAAGCUCGUUGACUCUCUGGCGCUAUGUUGACGCCUUUUGGAAACUCAAGAAGUUCCUUAACAUCGGAUCAGAAGCUACCUUGAAGAAGAAGACCGAUAUCAUCAAUGGAUUCGUGUUCAAGUUGAUUCGCAACAAAAUCGAGCAAAUGAAGAGCUCAAAAGAAGAGUACUCCAUGAAGAGAGAAGAUAUUCUGUCAAGGUUCUUGCAGGUAACCGAGACCGAUCCGACUUACUUGCGAGAUAUAAUUCUCAAUUUUAUCAUUGCUGGAAAGGACACAACAGCAACCACACUUGCCUGGUUUAUUUACUUGCUUUGCAAGCAUCCUCAUGUACAAGAUAAGAUUGUGAAGGAGCUGAGAGAACUGACCAACGCAAAAGAGGUCACAAACUUUGUUGAGUUUGCCAACAGUUUGAGCGAAGAAGUACUCGAAAGCAUGCAGUAUCUUCAUGCAGCAAUCACUGAGACUCUUAGAAUCUACCCUGCAGUUCCAGUGGAUGCAAAGAAUUGCUUCUCAGACGAUAUGUUGCCGGACGGAUUCGCGGUGAAGAAAGGAGAUAUGAUGGCAUACCAGCCAUAUGCAAUGGGCAGGAUGAAGUUCAUAUGGGGUGAUGAUGCAGAGGAAUUCAGACCAGAGAGAUGGCUGAAUGAGAAAGGAGUUUUUCAGCCAGAGAGUCCUUUCAAGUUCACAGCCUUUCAGGCAGGGCCGCGGAUUUGUCUAGGAAAGGAGUUUGCUUAUAGGCAAUUGAAGAUCUUCGCUGCUGUUUUGCUAAGUUGCUUUGUGUUCAAAAUGAGUGACGAGGAGAAAAUUGUUCAUUACAGGACAAUGAUCAAUCUUCAUAUUGACGGAGGUCUUGAAGUUCGCAUCUUCCGCAGGAAUGGAAAUUAGGAGUGAAUUAGAGGAAUGCCACUUUCAGGAGUUUUAAUUCAAAUAUACCACUUUGUUAGGAAAUCCAAGUCUUAAGUUUCACAGUAAAGUAGUACAGGUGAAUAACUAAUUUACCAUGGAUAUUAGCUUGUAAAAAUACUUAUAUGUUUUUAAAGAGUAAUGUCCAUUUUUGACACCAAUCUAGCGUCAUGGUCCAUU
Molecule: messenger RNA, 1794 nt
Organism: Morus notabilis
Lineage: Eukaryota; Viridiplantae; Streptophyta; Magnoliopsida; Rosales; Moraceae
Product: cytochrome P450 704C1
Exons: 6
Coding region: 67-1596 (509 amino acids)
Molecular function (GO): iron ion binding; monooxygenase activity; oxidoreductase activity, acting on paired donors, with incorporation or reduction of molecular oxygen
Source: RefSeq, a predicted model, not a curated record